AUGGUCAACCGACAGCAGGAUGCUGAUCAAAUCGUCGAUCAACACCGACAAGAAGACUUGGCGGUGGAAAAUAAUUUGACAACUAUUGUCGAAAGGAUUAUGGCUAGAAAUGGCAUGGGUGCCACGUUACAAAGGCCAUUAUACAUAUCCCCAGUAAAAAACUUCCAUUCCUCUCUGACCAAGGCGGCCUUCACAUGGUUUACGUCGUUGGUCCCAAGUUCCAUCGACUCAUGGGCCAAACUAGAAAAGAAGUUCCAUGAACAGUUUUACGAAGGACACCCCAAAAUUAGUUUGGCGGAAUUGUCUAGUAUUAAGAGAAGGUUCGCUGAGAGCAUAUAUGAUUAUCUGAAUCGUUUUAGGUCUUUAAAGGCUAGGUGUUUCACACAAGUGCCAGAACAUGAACUAGUUCAAAUAGCCGCAGGAGGAUUAGAUUAUUCCAUUAGGAAGAAAAUAGAUCCAACUUUUGUGAAAAGUAUGUCACAACUGGCUGACAGAGUCCGACAUCUAGAACAAUUGAGGUUAGAAAAAAUUAGGCACAAUAAGUCUAAGAAAGAAAAGGUAGCGUUUGUCGAAUAUGACCCGACAGACCCAAUACAUGAGGCAGAUUAUGCUUCAUCGACUGAAUUAGAAAUCGAUGUGGAUGAACUAAAGCCAGGGGCCGCCUAUGAGUGUCGCUCAUUGUUGCUUGCGCAAGGCAAGAAUCCUGUCGAAAACAACCCAAAAUUCCCUUCAAAAACUUUCACUUUCGACGUGUCGAAGUGUGAGGAAAUUUUUGACUUAUUAGUCAAAUAUGGGCAGAUGGUGGUGCCGCCUGCGAUUCAAGAAGGCAGGCUGAAAUUUGUUGGCCGCAGGAUGAAGAUCGACACUGAUCCUCUUCACCAGGAGGAAGCCCUGUUCGUGGAACCAGUCGAGAUCAACAUGGUCGAGAUCAGCGAAUAUGAUGAGGCCAACAUACUGGAACAAGUUGGGGAAAGCCCAAAUGUCGAUAUAGCUUAA
Lathyrus oleraceus (garden pea) is the source of this 996-nucleotide messenger RNA. RefSeq lists its product as uncharacterized. The coding region runs from base 1 to 996 and encodes 331 amino acids. The transcript has 3 exons. The record is from RefSeq and is a predicted model, not a curated record. NCBI's taxonomy places the organism in Eukaryota, Viridiplantae, Streptophyta, Magnoliopsida, Fabales, Fabaceae.